GCCGCGUGGCUCGCAUGAAGCCUCGAGCUCCCUCGCGUGCGCAGGUCCGAGUCCGAGAGCCGCGGCUCAGAGCAUGCGCUCCGCUGGAACUCGGCGCGGCAUCUCGUUGGGCGUGCGGGCGCCUGCUCCCACGCCGCGCUCCUGGGGGCGCUUGCCCAUCCCCGGUCCUCUCCUUUUGCGGUUCUCUGUGCGCCGCAUGCCGCUUUCUCUGCGCUGCUGCCUGCCUGCGUCGUGCACAGCACCUGCAGUCCAUUACGCCGGGCCCAGCUGGCCGCUGCACCGAGAUGUUCUGCGGCCAAUUUGCAAGGAAGCACGUUCGGGACUGCAUGCUGUGACCAGUGCAGCAGCCUUGGUCUGUCGGGCCAAGUACGGCCCUCUGCUGCUGCAAGAAGCCACAUUCGACGUCGAUGAGCGAGGCGUGUCUGCGGUGCACAUAGAACGAGGGCCGCCAAGUCAAUCCUCCUUGCCUUGGUGGGCUGCGCGUCGGGGAUGCACCGGUCCAGGCGAGCAUCCACUCCACAGCAGGCCAGCGAGCGUGGAGGGACCGUCUCCGGUCGACGACAGCAGUCGACUUCUUCGCCGCAUCACACGCUCCUCUCUGAAGCCUCAUGCUUCAGAACGCACUGUGUCAGACGACCUUUUGCUGACAGGCCCUGACGACAACCUGCCCGCCGCCUGCCACAUGUCUGCGAAGCAAUCUCGACUCGGCCGUGGCACGUCUGCAAGGAGCAUGUUGCUGGCAUGCUUGUCCAGAGCCAUCGUCUGGGCGAAGCAGAGUAUCGAGAAAGCCUGUCCUAGCUCUGCAGCGCGUUCGCGCGGCACAACGACCUGAGGACGCGCCAGCAGCUUGCGCUGGUGAAGCAGACACUUAAAGCGACUCCGCCGUGCACCAAGCUUCUCGUGCCAUCAACUUAGGGAUUGCUACUCGAGCCCAAUCAGAGCUCGAGCUCAAGCCACUGCCCCGCUGAUCAUGCAAGUGUGACGAUGCGUAGUCUUCUCUGUCGCAGGCGAGAAUGGGCUCUGAUCUCGAGAGAUCGGUGCGUCGCAACUCGCGCUGCAGCUGUGUCUCACUGACUCCUUUUCCUUGUCGACUCACCGCUCUCAACCCCGCACUAGCACAGCUCUCCCUCCAGCUAAUUGAACCUUGAACCAUU
Molecule: messenger RNA, 1154 nt
Organism: Tilletiopsis washingtonensis
Lineage: Eukaryota; Fungi; Basidiomycota; Exobasidiomycetes; Entylomatales
Exons: 1
Coding region: 74-832 (252 amino acids)
Source: RefSeq, a predicted model, not a curated record